UUCUUCUUCUUCUUUUAGACUCUAGCUAUCGUGAAUUCCUGUACAUUGUACGAAUACUUUUCCGCGAGUAGGUUGCUUGUUCGGUUUCCCUUCCUCGCUAUUCCGUUUUAUCGAGCCCGAUCGGUUUUUCGGUAGUGUGCGACCUUUCAAGGUGAGUUGGACCCACCGGAAAACAUGCGGAAUAAAUUUAUAAUCCUUGUAUUGCAGGCAUUGCUGCUUACUUUGGCGAGUACAACACAGAAAUUAGAUAUUAGUAACAUUCAACAAAAGAACGUAAGUUUCAGCUACAUAAAGAGAUCUGACUCAACCAGUUUUAUAAAUAAUGAUACACCGAGUUUAUCAAAAAUAGAAUCAAAAUCGUUUAAAAAGCCCAUAUUUUCAAAACAUACGAGAAGCAGUCGAGAAAUCAAUUUGAAACCAAGAACAGCCCCAGAAAAUACUGUUGAAAAAAAAUUAUCAUUACGCAAAAGCACUUCUACAUCAAUUGAUUUUGCUUCUAAAAUGACUAAUGAACUUGUUGGUCCCUUAAUGAUAGCUGAGAAUACAGUAAUGACAGAAGAAACCACUAUUUCACUUGACUAUGGUAUAUCAACUACCAUAUACCCCGAAGAAUUAACUUCGGAAGAUCCAUUAAACUACGACGAUAAAAAAUGUACCAGACGAUCAAAUAACGAAUAA
Molecule: messenger RNA, 678 nt
Organism: Ceratosolen solmsi marchali
Lineage: Eukaryota; Metazoa; Arthropoda; Insecta; Hymenoptera; Agaonidae
Exons: 4
Coding region: 175-678 (167 amino acids)
Source: RefSeq, a predicted model, not a curated record